Messenger RNA from Trachymyrmex cornetzi, 3318 nucleotides. RefSeq names its product myb-like protein X. Lineage: Eukaryota; Metazoa; Arthropoda; Insecta; Hymenoptera; Formicidae. The transcript has 9 exons. The record is from RefSeq and is a predicted model, not a curated record. The coding region runs from base 346 to 2496 and encodes 716 amino acids.
CGUUUACAAUCGAUUAUUUAAAUCGAGAAGAGGACGGAGAAUUUGGAAGAGUGACAUUCCUUUUGCAGCAUACAGUGACAUGACCGAUUCCUAUUGUGAUAUGUCGCGCGAGUGUGUAGUUUGAUUCAAUCGUUAACCAUUAUCAGAGUAGAAAAUCUACCACAUGCUUAAAGAUGUGUCACAUUUAAAAACAAUACCAAAAAACUGAUAUUAUUUAACCAACAUAUUUUUAAUCAUGAGCAUCCAGAGGAGCAUCUAAAAUGGGGCAUUUGUCUCCCCCCUGGGCUUGCUCUCUUCUGGGCAACAGGCGCAUGUUGAUGAGGGCAGGCUAGUGCUGAACUUGCUAUGAUGGCAGCGAGUGCACUCGAGGAGAAGAUUAACAAGAUAAGGCAACAAAAUGAAGAAAUUAGGAGGAGGCACGAGGAAGUGGAGGAGGAUAAGAAAAAGGCAGCUAAAUUGAAUGCGCUGGUGCAAAUGGUACCAUCUACAGAUUGGCCGGAGAGGAAGGAGCCACCAGAAUUUUCUAAUCCACCUAGAACAAAUAAUAAAUUAAAAUCUGUCAAAGAACACCAUGAACAUCCUCAGUCAACAAGUGGUGAAGGACGAAAAAUUCAUACCUUUGCUCAGGGACAAGGGCCUCCACCUGAUCCUAAAUAUAACUUUCUUGCUGAUGCUGAGAGAGAGGAAGGUGACAGAGAGAGUACAAUGGACAACUCAAAUAAAGGGCAGAAAUAUUCAAGAGGCAUAUUUAAGAAGAAACCAGGAGGAAAAGAUGCAACGCAAAGAGAUUGCAGAACGAAUAGAGGAUCACACAGGGAUGAGCAUCAGCCAGAAUACGAAGCUUGGAGAGCUGAGAGAAAUCGUAUCGAUGAGGAUCGCAUUAACAGACAGAGAACUGCGGAAGGUAAUUGGCGUAGAGAAUGGGAUAAUAACAAGGCGCACAUUGUGGAUGAAAUGGCGAGAACUGAAACUAAAUUAGGGGAUAAUAUAAAAAAGGACUUCAAAGAUUUUGAUAAAAGAUAUCAUGUUAAUGGAAACGAUCAUGUAAGCCAUAAUCGCGGUAGUCAUCGUUCCUAUCGGGGAAAUUCGAGACAUUUUCAUAAUAAUUAUGAAAAUAGUUCUAACAGCAUGCAUCAUCAAGUUGGGCAUAUUAAAAAUCCUUCUGGUUCCGAAAAGAGAACUGUUGUUGCUACCGACAAAAAUAUAAAAAUUACGUUAAAUCAAGGAAAUAUGGCAAAAGGUCCAGUCAUGAGUGUCAAAGUAAAUUCACCAAGUAUUGCUGGAACAGGACGAGUCGGGCCGCGACAAAGAAGUCGCCUAACAUACAGCAGUCAUUCGGACGUUGAAAUAACUUCCCCUGAUACUGAAUCCUUUUCACGUCCAAAGUCGUAUGAAGAUAGACCUAAAGGUAUCUAUUAUGAAAAUCUGCACAAAUUCUCGAAUUCUCGGAAGUCACAACUUUCACCAAAGAAAAAAGACUUCAGUAAUAAAUCUCCUUACUUUCGUAAGAAGGAAAUUAGAAGAGAAGAUGAGAGCCUUCAGCAAUAUCAUGAAAUAGAAUCACCUCAGAAAGACCAUAAAGAAUUACAAAAGUUUUGUCAAUCUAAAUUUCAAAAGCAUGAGGAAAACACUGCAGAGCCAUUACAAGAUAUAACAACAGUAGAUGAAAAAGAAAGCAAUACAAUUUUUUCUAGAGAAUCUGAUACGAAUAAUAGAGAAAUAAACAAUAUAGAUAAUCAGAUUUACGGUAAUUUAAACUCACACAUAAACGAAGGACGUGAAAUUUAUACAAACAAGGAAGAUGAGGCUGAUUUGCAAAACUUAGAUUUACCUGCGAUUGAGAUUGAUACAGAGAUUGAAACAUGUGAAAAAAAUGGAAAAAGGGAAGAUAAAUUGGAUGAGAUGCAAAAUGUUCAAGUAGUUGUGACAUUCGAGUGUGAAAAUACUAAAACAAAGUUAACUAUAUCGUCACUAGAAAAUAAUAAUGAUGAAAAUGAGACUCAAUAUGUGGAAAACUCGUCAUGUGAUGUUAAUAAUACUAAGAAACCUAUAAUGAAAGAUAAAGAUUCAGAACGAACUAAAGAAAUCUUAAAAGAUAACUGUGAUACUAAACAAAUUAAAGAUAUGAGUGAGCAAGAAAACGGCAUCAAACACGAUGCAGAAAGCUUUCUAGAAGAAAAAGAAGUAAACAGUAUUACCAUUUUAUCUUCAACUGAUAUAAAUUAUACAGAAAAACAGAGUGAUAAAUUAAAAAGUGACGACAAAAUCUCAAAAGGAAAAGUAAUUUUGGUCAUAGAAGAUAAAGUUGCCACAGAUGAAAAAAUUAACAUUAGUUAUAAACAGGAUACAACAAAAUGUAUUAAUGAAACUCAAGAAUGCACAGGUAAUAAAGAGAAAGAGAAUAAUGUUGCAAAUAGCAUUGUAGUUGAUAAGAUAGAAUCUUUAAAAGAAAAUUUACACAUAGAAGAAAAGGCAACUUCAAAUGACCAAAACUGAAAGAUAAUAAAGAGAAAUAUGAAAUAAAAAAGUACGAAAUGUUAUAAUAUAACUGUAAGUUACCGAAAAUGUGUGAUAGGAGAUAAAGCUUUUAUAAAUACUUGUUGAAAGCAUGACAUAUAUAUAUAUAUAUAUAUAUUUCAAAAGUUAAUUUUUAUGGCAAUAUGUGAGUUGAAAAAAAUGGAGUUAUUAGAAUAGUUCCCAACAAGUUUUUAUUUUUGGAACAAGUAUUCGAGAAUGGAUAUUGCUGCAAAUUUUCGUCAAAUGAUGGUACAUCGUAAUUCUAUUUUUUGUUCUAUAAUUUUACCACACACACACAAAGUGAUUCAAAAUACUGUAACAAGAAAGUUUUCGGAAAAUUAAGUAAAAAAAUUAUUUGUAAAUGUACAGAGGAUUAAAGAUCGACAAGCCAACUCAUUUACAUCUUAUUUGUGGUGCAGCUACAUACCUGCUCUUUAUCAGACUCUACAAUAUAUUCAAAGAUACCAGAAGGUUUGCGAGUUAUCGACGUGUUUUUAUCCAUUGCUAAUGCCUUAUAAUUACAUGGCGAUAAUCCGCAAACCUGGUAUCUUCAAAGAUAAUAUCAGUGAAAGCCUAAAAAGCAUUAUCUACCAUAUAUUGUCUCUUAGAAGAAAUAUUUUGAAAUUUGUUUUGGCUUAUAUUUUACGAAACUACGAAGUCUAUUAAAGAAUCAAAGGACCCCGCACAAAAUUAUUGGAUUUUGACCCCGGUAAAAUUUGCUAAAACUUUAGUAUGUUGUAGUUCUUGAUCGACUAAUCAAAAGUGUUCAUAGGUACAAAGCUUGAAAAUGACUAGUUUUUU